AUGCAAAUUAUCGCGACCGACGAUGAUUUUCGGCUUACAGUCGAGAAAGUCCUUCUGCGGGCCGAGGACAUGGUUCAGGACAUCGAUGAGGAAGGGCGUUUACUCAACCAAUGGAGUUUACGGAAUUCGCCGGACUCGAAGGACAUCGGGCCCGAGUGUAAAGAAGUACUGCGGCAGCUCAUUAAAAAAUUUCCCGAAUACUCUAAACAUUUCACGAAAGAGCCCCUCCCACUCCAACCAGACUAUACGACUGCCAACCCUAUAGAAAUUGAGGAAGCCCCCGCAAAUCAUCAGCAGACUGCUUCGAAACAAACCACUAAAUCGACGGCGAUAAAGCAGACACCAUCGACCACAAUUCCCUUCGAAAAGCUCGAGGAGCAGUGCUAUGGUGUCGUUAUGGAUUCGAAUCGCGAGCCCCACCCCCUUAAGAUACCGGUUGGUUAUAUUCUCGUUAUUCACGACGGCGAGGGUGUUGUCCUGAAGACUGGCAUUUUUGGCGGGAUCUUCGUGGAAUUGAAAGGCGUGAAUGGGGAUGCCACUUCGUCCAAUUAG
Fonsecaea nubica is the source of this 552-nucleotide messenger RNA. RefSeq lists its product as hypothetical. The coding region runs from base 1 to 552 and encodes 183 amino acids. The transcript is spliced from 2 exons. NCBI's taxonomy places the organism in Eukaryota, Fungi, Ascomycota, Eurotiomycetes, Chaetothyriales, Herpotrichiellaceae. The record is from RefSeq and is a predicted model, not a curated record.